Molecule: messenger RNA, 1539 nt
Organism: Myotis myotis
Lineage: Eukaryota; Metazoa; Chordata; Mammalia; Chiroptera; Vespertilionidae
Product: DNA-(apurinic or apyrimidinic site) endonuclease 2-like
Biological process (GO): base-excision repair
Cellular component (GO): nucleus
Molecular function (GO): double-stranded DNA 3'-5' DNA exonuclease activity; phosphoric diester hydrolase activity; DNA-(apurinic or apyrimidinic site) endonuclease activity
Source: RefSeq, a predicted model, not a curated record
AUGCUGCGCGUGGUGACCUGGACCAUUAAUGGGAUCCGGAGCCCUCUGCAAGCGGAGGAGCCGAACAACUGUACCACCGUGGCCAUGGCGCACGUUUUGGACAAGCUGGAUGCUGACAUCUGUCUCCAGGAGACUAAAGUUACCGGGGAUGCACCGACAGAGCCCCUGGCUAUCACUGAGGGCCACAACUCCUAUUUCAGCUUCAGCCGCAACCGGAGUGGCCAUUCCGGUGUAGCCACCUUCUGUAAGGACGGCGCCACCCCAGUGGCUGCUGAAAAAGGCCUGAGUGGCCUUCUUGCCCCUCAGAAUGGGGAUGUGGGUUGCUAUGGAAACAUGGGUGAGUUCAGCCAAGAGGAGCUUCGGGCUCUAGAUAAUGAGGGCCGGGCCCUCCUCACUCAGCACAAGAUCCGCACCUGGGAUGGUAAGGAGAAGAUCUUGACCAUAAUCAACAUGUAUUGCCCCCACACUGAUCCUGCGAGGCCUGAGUGGCUGACCUUUAAGAUGCUCUUCUAUCGCUUGCUGCAGAUCCGAGCAGAAUCCCUCCUGGCAGCUGGCAGCCAUGUGAUCAUUCUGCGUGACUUGAACACAGCGCACCGCCCCAUUGACCAUUGGGAUGCAGUCAACCUGGAAUGCUUUGAAGAGGAUCCAGAACGCGAGUGGAUGGACGGCCUGCUCAGUAAGCUGGAUUGCCAGGGUGGGUCCCACGUAGGAGCUUUUACUGAUGCCUACCGCUGCUUCCAUCCAAAGUCAGAGAGGGCCUUUACCUGCUGGUCAACAAUCACUGGCGCCCGCCGUCUGAACUAUGGCUCCCGGAUUGACUAUGUGCUGGGAGACAGGACUCUGGUUAUAGACACCUUCCAGGACUCCUUCCUGCUGCCUGAGGUGAUGGGCUCUGACCAUUGCCCCGUGGGUGCAGUCUUGAGCGUGUCUUCUGUGCCGGCAAAACAAUGCCCUCCUCUUUGCACCCGCCUCCUCUCUGAGUUUUCAGGCACCCAGCUCAAGAUCCUUCAUUUCCUACUAGUCCAUCCCAAACAAGAGCCUGUGUCCAAGCAGUCAGUGCUGCAGCUCAGCAAUCAAACCCAGGGACAGAGGCGCCAAAACAAAGCCCAUGUGCGCUCAAUCAGGCCUCGGCCAAGUCGGGCUGACUCCAGCAAAGGCCAAAAAAACCUGAUUAACUACUUCCAGCCAUCCUCCAGCCGUCUCCAAGCUUCUACCAAUUUGGAGCUUCCUAUCAUGCGUGCCCUUGUGACUCCAAAGAUCCCAGAAGACGAGGUGAUGGGCAAAGGGGUAGUGGGGCAGGCCAAGGAUGCAGAGGCCAAGGAUGAGAAGGAGCUACGGACCUCAUUCUGGAAGUCUGUGCUGGGGGGUCCCUUGCCCAUGCCGCUCUGUGGGGGCCAUGGGGAGCCAUGUGUGAUGCGAACUGUGAAGAAGGCAGGACCCAACCAGGGCCGCCACUUCUACAUGUGUUCCAGGCCCCGGGGGCCUUCCACUGACCCCUCUUCUGUCUGCAACUUCUUCCUCUGGAGCAGGCCCCGCUGA